This is a messenger RNA of Scomber japonicus (chub mackerel), 2489 nucleotides long. RefSeq lists its product as uncharacterized. Lineage: Eukaryota; Metazoa; Chordata; Actinopteri; Scombriformes; Scombridae. The coding region runs from base 25 to 1500 and encodes 491 amino acids. The transcript is spliced from 2 exons. The record is from RefSeq and is a predicted model, not a curated record.
UCAGCAGCCGACGAAUGCAGGAGGAUGACGACGUCAAUAAGAGUUGUGAGUUGCUGUGUGGCAUUGAUUCUUGCCCUCACCUCUGUGUCAGCUGUGCAAAAGCUCAAUUCAAUCAAUGAUUUGAAGAAAAUCAACUUUGGUCAGUCUGUACCUAAGCACAGUCUUGUGCUGCUCCACUGGUUUGCCAACACAGUUGAUAUUGACAAUAACGAUAUUGUACGACUGACCUUUGAUCCAAAUGGAGAUUAUGGCUCACAUCAUUACGGGAACUAUGAGGGGCUGUUGGACCCACUGCCUCAUGGAAAUGUCAGAUACAGCUACUACACUGUUGGUAAUAUCAACCAGGACACAUCUGUGCCACUUCCAACGUAUGUUAUCCAUCCUCCAGUAGAGGAGUAUGUGGGAACAAACUUGGACCGAAUCAUAUUCAGAGUCAGGGAGUACAACACAGGAUGGCAAGUUCUGCAGGCAAUAGACCAAGUGUACAUCACACAGCAUUAUGGAAAUUCAUAUGCCACAAGGUAUGAUCCAGCUCACACCUACCAGAUCACUACUAACCUCUUAAGAGAGAUCAGACUGUUUUCUGUGGAAGACAAUGACAGGAACUCACUAUCAGAGCUCAGAGAUCACUUUGGAAGCAACAUUGAUUAUUUCCAGUUAAGGAACCUCACAAACACAUGGGGUAACCUUGCUUGCCUUGGACUGCUGUUGUUUAUUGUGAUCCAGGAAAAGCACUUGCGUAAACAACAAAACAACAGAUCCCAACAUGCGGCAAAAAAAGAAGCACCUGAUGUUGUCAUCAGCUUUCCAGAAAACAGACAAAACCACAACGCUCACGUUUCAGUGUCCUUUGGAGAUCUCUUGCCUCAGGAUCACGUAACACUUGAGGUAACAACGCGCACAAAUGGGAAAGCCAGGAUUCUCUGGAGCAAUGUUAAUAGAGAUCGUCUAAAAGAAGGUGUGAUGGUAGUGCUUUUUAAGGACAAUAACGGCCAGGAGGCCAUCUAUUACAAAUCGAUUGAUGGCGGAAAAGGCAGUUACGACACCUCAGUACCCCUGAAUGACGGCCUGCAGGUCCGACUACAUAAGGUGAGGAAACAGUGCUGUUUUUGGACAAGGGCUGGAGAGGAGAUUUGCAGGGGUCCAGAGUUUAAAGAUCCAAAAGCAGUGAAUAUAACGGGCUACCAAGCAAGACUACAACUCUUUGUAAAGGAUGGUAAAGCUUGUGCUCGCUUAUAUGUUGACAGGUCUUUCAGUGAGUGGAGGUCAGAAUUUAACAAGUCUUGGGUUGGAUUCUACACCUCCACAGAUAAAGGCACAAAUGAAUAUGAAUGGUGGCAAUGGCAGUGGGCAACUAAAUUUACACCAUCCACUGAUUUUAGGACAUCCUCUUAUGAUGUCUAUGAGUAUCGCUCGAGUAUGGCAAUAGCCCCAGGAGUCCAAGCAAGAUUCAUACUCAGUGAUGAAGUAGUUAAAGCACGCACUCCCAGCUGGAGGUGAUAAGGACUAUUAAUUAUACACUGGAGAAAAUGAGGCCCACAACAAAAUGUAUUUUAAAGACAUCUGCUUCAUAACAAAACUGAAAUAAUUAUUUGACCAAGGCUAUGUAGACAUGAUUUGUAUGUCCCUCAAAUAUGCUGUUUCCAUUGUAUGUGUUGUUUUGCUUCCUUAUGUUUGAUUUUAUUUUCUACUAUAUCAGCUACUUAAUUUGUAAAUACUGUUAAGUAUAGAUUCAUAUAUAGGUCUGGCGAAAUGGGCUUGUGAUGAAAGACCAAAUAUCAUAAUUCACCCAUCUCAAACUAGGUGCUAUGAUAGGCUGAGAGUCUUCAAGAUUUUCAUUUGUCAUUCAAUUUUAUAUUACUUUAUAGGACCAGAGUAAAAUCUCUGAUGUGAUCAGCACAUGAGGUAAUAAAGCCUGCAGACUCUGACCUCCAUGGCAUAUGUUUACCUGCUGUAAAUAAACCUGUUUCAACAUUUGAAUGAAUUGUAACCUGCCUGCAAAUUUACAAAGACAUCACAUGACAUCAAAAACCUAAUGAUAGUUUGAACAUUUAUGUGAUAUGAAGAAUGUAUUUCCUGAUGUGUGUUUCACCAAAAAUACAGAUGGACAUAUUGAGCAUUACUGUUUGUUUACAGUGCAGAACUGCAGCUUGUUAACAAUGUAAACAUCCUUUGUACAGAAAUAGUUGAACUGAAAUAAAUGUCUUGUACAGUAUAUCAUGUACUGCUCUGCCAUGGUCAUAAAGCCCCAGGCUUCAUUCAUGCAACAAUGUCAUGCUUCAACAUGUCUAAUUUCAUAGUAAUGACUCACUUCUGACCUUUCUAUAUUUGGAAGAGAUUUGUAUGAUAUAAAUUGCCCUGAUGAAUGAAAUGAAAUUGAUAUCAAAAUAUUGUAUGCAUUUUUGUUUUUAAACAGGACUGUACUAUUUUAUAGUUUUAUAUUAUUUCGGGUGUGUUGAAAUUUGUGUUUAUUAAACUAUAUUUUAUUA